Messenger RNA from Gigantopelta aegis, 5785 nucleotides. RefSeq names its product protocadherin-17-like. The transcript is spliced from 5 exons. The record is from RefSeq and is a predicted model, not a curated record. NCBI's taxonomy places the organism in Eukaryota, Metazoa, Mollusca, Gastropoda, Neomphalida, Peltospiridae. The coding region runs from base 448 to 4026 and encodes 1192 amino acids. Gene Ontology annotation, molecular function: calcium ion binding. Gene Ontology annotation, biological process: homophilic cell-cell adhesion. Gene Ontology annotation, cellular component: plasma membrane.
GACAGACAUCUGAAACGGAAACAUGCUUGGCAGAUGCAUUUUGUAGGCAUCAUGUAGCUAAUUAUAAAAAUGUACUUUCAAAAUAUCUCUUUACUAAUUGAUAUAGCAUUUCGGAAGAGGUGAUGUUCAACCAUAAAGGGUGUUUAUAAAGAGACUGUUAAAGUUUGUCAUCUUUUAUUCAUACAUAAUCGUGUUACAUCAGAAUUGAAAGGACAUUGUAACUUUAUAAGUACUGGAACAAAGAACAUGCUCAUUUCCAUGAAGAAAAAAAAGGAUUAAAAGUUUCAGCUUCAUGUGUGUGCAGUGCCUGUUGACGCCUGCUGUAAAUAGUGUUGAAAAGGUCUAUUUGAAAAGUUGGUGGAAGACUGGGUUAGAAAUGGUAAAAACUGACUGGCUGUGAAUACUGCUUAAUUCCAAGAUAGGAUCUACAUCGAUAAGCUGUUCAAAAUGAGCCCUCUGUGCUUUUGGUUGUUGAUGUGUGGAUUACAAUUUAUUUCUGGAGAUGGAGCAAAUCUUGAAUACACAGUGAAAGAGGAGGAAGCUGCUGAAUCGUUCAUUGGAAACAUUGCCCGUGACAGCAAGUUGUAUUCUAUAUAUACAGCAGAUGACUUUCAGAGACUGAGGUAUGAUUUCAUGCUGGAGAAUGAAGUCACAAAGAAAUUCACGAUUGAUAAAGUGACCAGCACGCUGAGAAAUUCAGAACGACUGGAUCGUGAAUCUCUGUGUUUGUUGAAACGGCAGUGUAUUUUGAGUUUAGAUGUUGGGGUAUAUUUACUUCAUCUGAACACAUCUCAUCCAGACAUGAAACAAAUAUUACGCUUGAAGAUAACAAUUGAAGACAUCAAUGACCAUGCUCCACAGUUUCCAAGUGAAGCCAUCACACUGACAGUUCCUGAAUCAGUUCCGAUCAAUCACAUUCUGUCAACCAGUGCAGCAUAUGAUAAUGACACAGGAGAAACAAAUUCUGUUCAGAGUUACCAACUCAUACCUAAAGAUGGCAUGUUUGGACUCAAAGUUAUGAAAAAUCCUGAUGGAAGCACAGCCUUGGGCCUUGAAGUUAAAUAUAAGUUAGAUUAUGAGACUCGUAGGACAUUUGUACUAACUGUUGUAGCUAAGGAUGGUGGACAACCUAUUCCAAAAUCUGGUACAGUGAGAAUCACUGUUAUGGUCACCGAUGUGAAUGACAAUGAUCCUGUGUUUAGUAAGUCUACAUUUAAUGUCACCAUUGUUGAAAAUGCUCCACUGAAUGUUUCCAUUCUUAAGCUGGAAGCUCAUGACCAAGAUUCAGAACUCAAUGGAGAUAUUUCCUUCAGGUUCAGUUCACGUACUUCUAAGCGGAUUAAAGCAUACUUAAAAAUUGAUGAAAGAACUGGUGAUCUGUAUCCCAUUAAGCUGAUUGAUUAUGAAGAAGAUAGAAUGUUCAGAUUUCUUGUAGAAGUUUCAGAUUCGGGAUCACCACCACGCUCCUCACAGGCAGCAGUUACAGUCACUGUUGAAGAUGUUAAUGACAAUGCUCCACAGAUUAUCAUAACCCUUCCUCCAAGUGAGCAAAACAUAAUUGAGUCGGCAGAAGUGGGAACAUUUAUUGCCCAUGUUUCUGUGUUUGAUGCAGAUGGUGGUGAAAAUGGGAUAGUCAGUUGUAGCAUUGCAGAUGACCAUUUUAGGCUAGAAAGGUUUUCAGACUUCAAUAACUAUAAAAUAAUUCUUAAUAAGAGUUUGGACUUUGAGGAGUCAGUUUCUCACUUGGUCAACGUGACAUGUAGAGAUCAAGGUGACAUCCCACGGUUUAAUUCUACGACAUUUGUUGUGCGAGUUCAGGAUGAAAAUGACAAUCCACCAGUGUUUUUGAAAGAAGUUAUUUCAGCUCACGUUAUGGAGAAUACAAAUGUGGGCUUUGUUUUUCUGACCUUGACUGCAGCUGAUAAGGAUGGGCCUGGUAACAGGGAUAACAUAUUUUCCAUGAUUGAUGAGUUGGACUCGGAUUUUUCAGUUUCACCUACAGGUGAGGUCUCAGUAAUAAAAAUGAUUGAUCGUGAAAGGACACCAUAUUUGCAGUUUGUGGUAAUAGCCAGAGAUGCAACAAUAUCAUCACUGAGUUCCACGGCAACGGUAGAAGUUGUGGUUGAUGAUGAGAAUGACAACCCACCUAGGUUUACUAUGCCCCACUAUCAACUGUAUGUUUAUGAAAAUAAACCAGUUGGUUCAUUCGUUGCUAAACUGAAUGUAUCUGAUGAAGAUGAAGAGAUCAUUUCUCAGUUUAGGUUCUCUCCUCAAACUGAUCUUUCUCAGGUUUUUUCUUUGGAAAGUACAACGGGUGUUCUCAGAACUGUCUAUCAGUUGAAUCGGGAAGAUCGCAAAAAGUUUAUGUUUAAUGUCAUUGUAACGGAUCCAUUCAACACCGGUAAUCCAUUAUUCAUUGACCAUGCUAGUGUUACAGUGACAAUUUUAGAUGUAAAUGACAAUUCUCCAUCAUUUAUAUUUCCUAGCACUGUGAAUGAUUCGGUUUACAUAGCAUACCACCAGCCAGUUGGCACAAUCAUCACUACACUGGUCGCAGAGGACCUUGACAUUGUCGACAAAGAGAAACUGACAUUUACUAUUGAACAAGGGAAUGAGAAAAAUUUAUUCUUUUUGAAUUUGAUAUCAGGAGAAAUGAUAGUAGCUAAGGAAUUAACAUCAGACAACAUGGGCGUGUAUAAUCUGGUGGUGGCUGCUCAUGAUUCGGGGAAACCCCAGCACACAACUUACAGCAGGCUGAAUGUUAUAGUGUCACGUGGAAACAAUACAGAGUUGGUGGCAGGGACAUCGGAGGAUUCCCAACAGUAUAUUGUCAUAGUGAUCUCUCUCAUAUGUGUCACCAUUAUUCUUUGUGUUGCUGUCUUUAUUACGAUAUGCAUUAUCAAAAAGGCUGAUCGUGACCGACGUAAGGCAUUAAAAGCUAAAAUUGUUGAAAGUCAGAAAGUCUGUGUGGAAGAUGGUUCAAAUUCAGGAUCAUCAGUUUGUGGAAGCCCAGACUCUAAGUACGACAAUGAGGUAGAGCAACUUAAGAAAAAAAUAAAACGGGAACUGAGUUUUCAUGUUGAUGAAGAUUCAGAACCACUGGAUACAACUGAGCUCACCAAUGGAUCUUCUUUCUCUACAUUCAAGAAUCUCACUCAUUAUUCAUCCAUUGACAACAAAUCACCCUCAACACCUCAGGCUUGUAGCUCUGUGCUGACAAACAACACGUGUACCCCAGAGCACAUUCAGCUGAAGAUGGGAUUCUAUGACAACAAGAAGCAAGAUAUACAGAGACUGGCCACUGAGAGGGGCCUCACUCGUGACAUGCACAAGUAUCCCAAUACCACACAGUGGUUGGCCACUUCAAAUGUAACCGUGAAACGACCAGAAGACACAACAAGUGAGUUGUCUGGAGGGGCAGACACCACAGACAGUGGACAUGGAAGCAAUGAAGAUGAACAGCAUGGCGGCCAAGGUUCUGCAAUACCACGCCAUGAUUCAGGAACUACAAAGACUCGCACCUGCAAAGGUUUUCUAGGCUUCUCAAAGAAACUGUCCAAUCUGGUGAAGAGUCCUAACUGCAGCCAGAGUACGGCAUCGCAGUUGAGUCUUCAGUCGGAGUCCAGUCCUCAGUCUGCGUUAGACCAGUACCACCGCAACAUUAGCUUCAGUGACGACAGUGUCACAGCUAACACUGUAGUGGACACAAAACUCAAGAAGCGGACCUACUCCGGAAACUAUUCAAGUAGACCGUUGCGGAAUGCUGCAAUGACACCACAUCAGUGCAACUCUCAGAGAAUUCCAUCCACAGACUAUCGGUGCCAGAGUGUCCUGGCCGAAACGACCAAGCAGAGCACACCGGGAUUGCGGUACUCUCUGGUCGACAUGGACACACUGAGCGAAAGUCCAGGAGCCAAUCUGGACCAGGAGGAUGACAGGACAACCACCUCAGGCAGCUACACAAUUAAUGCUGAGGAUUUAUGUAAUGAAAUCGAUCAGCUCUUUUUUAAUGAUGUUAUUGUAUGAUCAUUUAUCGCAAAGUGUAAAAACAUUUUCUAAACUUUGCCAUUAAUGGUUUGUUAUUUAAUAAGUUUGUAUUUUGCCUUCGUCAGUAUUAGAUGGUAGUAAAAUUGUGAAUCUAUAUCAACAAUACUUACUGUUUCUUAUUUUCCAACAAUAAAUUAUUCAAGUUAAAAUACUGUUAUCUACGGUUUAUCUACGGUUUAACUGAAUAAAAAUAUUAUUUUUCAAUUUCUGUCCAAUGUUCAGAUUUAUCAGCUUGUAAAUUUCACUCAUUUCAAAUGCAUUUUGAAUUAGGACUAAGGAUUGGCCAGUCAUAUAUGAUGGAAUAAAAUUCAAAUAGUGAAUUUGAAUAGCGUUAUUACUUAUACCUAAUAAUACUGUGAAACAGAUCCAAUAUUUAUUGACCUACAGUUUUUAAUAAAUUCACUGGGAGUUUUUGGUUGUAUUUUUAAUAGCCCACCUAUGAAUAUUAAUUAUUAAUUUUGUUAUUAGCUGUUCUAGCAGUAGUACUACACAUACAAAUGUACCACUAACAUCUUAAAGUUAAUUUUAUUUGUCCUAUCUUUACUUGCUGAUGAAGGCUAAAAGUAAGCAUAUUUGUUUCUGGGAUUAUGUUAAAGAUUGGGUAUUAGGUUUAGAAUGAUGAAAUAUUCAGUUAUAAUAAUAGGAAAUUAUUUUUAAGACAGUAAGUUGAUUGAUUGUUCAUUAUAUUUACAAACGUAGCACAUUUUUAUCUAGUCAUUAACAUUUAUAUGUAAAUUAUAUUUCCAAUCUGUUAAUGGUUGAAUAAUAUUUUAAUAAUGCAUAAAUAAACCACAAUGACUGUGAUAUGUGAUGUUGAUGAAUUUGUUUCGAAAGGUGUCAUAUGUUUGUAACGUUUUAUUGUUUUAGAAACAUUCCAUCAUAAAACUUUUUUUUAUUAUUUUUUUUUACCUUUCCAGCAUUUUUAUAUCUUUUACUAUUUGAAGGUAUUUCCAUAAGAUUUUUGGCUCAGUGGUGUGUAAAAUGAUAUAAUACUUAGUGAAGUACAGAGUAGCCCUUGAACUCUGAUGGAUAUCCUUAAAGGGGGAUAACAACUAUACAUAGCCUUACACUAUGGGGAUAAUAUCUAUCACUUAUUUUACAAAUGUUACAAAUGUAUGUUAAAUUAUGCAAUGCAUGAAUGGUGCUAAAGUGUGUACAUGUGUUUUGUUUGUUACUGUACAUAUGUUGCAUUAGUUUUAUACCCUUUUGGUCAGAUGCACUUGUUCAAUGAAUGAGGUAUUUUUAAAUUGUAAGUUAAGUUGUUUUAAUAAAAUGUUUUUUAAGUUGGUUUCAAAACUUUCACAUAUUUUAUUACAAUGGAGAAUUGACUUUUGAACUUGUUUUAAACUUUAUUAAAAAGAUAAUGCUUAAAUAUUUUUUAUUUAAAGAUAAUUAUGGAAACUUACUUCAGAUAUGGAAAAACAAAAACAUUUUAUGCAAACUAAAGUAUAAUUUUUAUAGAAAAACAAAUGUGUUAAAUUUGGUUUAGAUUUGUUUAUUCGUGAAACGUGUAUCUUUUUAUUGACAUUAAUGCAUUCUACACAUUCUUAUAAACAGCAAAAUAUUUGUUACUAAUUCUCAGGGAUGUGUUAUAAAAACAAAUGUAUAUAUCAUUUAAUGUGUAAAUGUAUGUACUAGGUGAUUAAAUCACCAAUUGUCUUUUGUGUCUGCUCAGCACUCAGUGAUAAAAAGCUGUAAUGCAUUGUAAAUUUGUCCAUAAUAAAUAAUUUUAAAUGAA